GGCAGCAGCAGAAGCAGCCCCGGCUGCGGGUCGCGACGGCGGCGGGGCGCCCCCUCCCCCGUGCCGGGGCGCGGCGGAGGGAUGUGGGGCUUUGCGGGAGGAAGGCUUUUCGGCAUUUUCUCGGCCCCAGUGCUGGUGGCGGUGGUGUGCUGCGCCCAGAGCGUGAACGAUCCCGGGAACAUGUCCUUUGUGAAGGAGACGGUGGACAAGCUGUUGAAAGGCUACGACAUUCGCCUAAGACCCGACUUCGGGGGUCCCCCGGUUUGCGUGGGGAUGAACAUCGACAUCGCCAGCAUAGACAUGGUUUCCGAAGUCAACAUGGAUUACACCUUAACCAUGUAUUUUCAACAAUAUUGGAGAGAUAAAAGGCUUGCCUAUUCUGGGAUCCCUCUCAACCUCACGCUUGACAAUCGAGUGGCUGACCAGCUAUGGGUGCCUGACACAUAUUUCUUAAACGACAAAAAGUCAUUUGUGCAUGGAGUGACAGUGAAAAACCGCAUGAUCCGCCUUCACCCUGAUGGGACGGUGCUGUACGGGCUCAGAAUCACCACAACUGCAGCAUGCAUGAUGGACUUGAGAAGAUACCCCUUGGACGAGCAGAACUGCACGCUGGAAAUUGAAAGCUAUGGCUAUACCACAGAUGACAUUGAAUUUUACUGGCGUGGUGGCGAUAAGGCUGUCACUGGAGUGGAGAGGAUUGAGCUUCCACAGUUCUCUAUUGUGGAGCAUCGUCUGGUCUCAAGGAAUGUUGUCUUUGCCACAGGUGCCUAUCCUCGGCUCUCACUGAGCUUUCGGUUGAAGAGAAACAUUGGAUACUUCAUUCUCCAGACUUACAUGCCCUCUAUACUAAUUACGAUUCUUUCAUGGGUGUCCUUCUGGAUCAAUUAUGAUGCAUCUGCGGCUAGAGUUGCCCUUGGGAUCACGACCGUGCUGACGAUGACAACCAUCAACACACACCUUCGGGAGACAUUGCCCAAAAUCCCCUACGUCAAAGCCAUUGACAUGUACCUCAUGGGCUGCUUUGUCUUUGUGUUUUUGGCCCUUCUGGAGUAUGCCUUUGUCAACUACAUUUUCUUUGGAAGAGGCCCACAAAGGCAGAAGAAGCUUGCAGAAAAGACAGCCAAGGCAAAGAAUGACCGUUCCAAGAGUGAAAGCAACCGGGUGGAUGCUCAUGGAAGUAUUCUGUUAACAUCGCUGGAGGUUCACAAUGAAAUGAAUGAGGUCACAGGCGGUGUUGGUGAUACCAGGAAUUCAGCAAGACCCUUUGACAACUCAGGAAUCCAGUACAGGAAACAGAGCAUGCCUAGGGAAGGGCAUGGGCGACACAUGGGGGACAGAAGCAUCCCGCACAAGAAGACCCAUCUACGGAGGAGGUCUUCACAGCUCAAAAUUAAGAUCCCUGAUCUAACCGAUGUGAAUGCCAUAGACAGAUGGUCCAGGAUCGUGUUUCCAUUCACUUUUUCUCUUUUCAACUUAGUUUACUGGCUGUACUAUGUUAACUGAGUGACUGUACUUGAUUUUUCAAAGACUUCAUUUAACACUGAGUGAAAUAUUACUCUGCCUGUCAAGUUUUUAUACCUGUACACACACACAGACACACACAUGCAGACACACAUAUAUACAUACGCAAUUGUAUAUAUAUGUGAACUUUCUCAGCAUAUAUAUAAAAUACACGUGUAUAUGAGGAUGUAUGUGUUUAUGUUUAUACACAUGGGUAUGAGUACCCACGUGUAUGCCGAACAAAUACACAUACAUAUAUACAUUUUGCAGCUAUGGACAAUUCAACACAAGAUGCAUAUUAAAGAAAGUCAUAGUUUUUUCUUUUUUAAUUGAAAGGGACAAGCAUCGUCUAAAUAUUAUGCCUUGAGAAUGAGGGCGUGAAACACAAUAUCAUCCCAAAAUGUGUCUUUUAUUAUCAUAAGUUAGAUGUUUUAGUUUAAAAAUCAGAAAGAAACUCUUAGUUAAACUUCAAAAACUCAUACAGUGAUAUUGCUAGGUUAAAAUGAGUCACACACUUCAUAUCCUUUCUGUUUACUAAGUGAAGGCUUUCAGUUUAUUUGGUGAUGGGGUUUAUUUUCAUCGGGCAUACUUUUUCUGUACUGGUUUAAUGGAUGAAGUGAGCCACGGGUGUGUGCUCACCUGUUGUCUUAAACACAGAUCCCAAGCUGAUGUCUGAAUGCCCAUCUUUUGAAAACCCAUCGGAAAUGGAUGGCAUCUUAUUGUAAGUACUCUGAUGUACAGUGUAUUCUUUUGUUUACUUGGAGUGGAUCCAGCUUACCUGUCAUGCAGGAACACAGUGGCAUGUUUUGGCAAUGUUUAGUUGACAUUUCAAUCACUGAAAAUGUGCUCCACAUCUCGUAUGGAUUUCUAGGCCUGAUAUCUAACAGAAAGCAUAGACGUCUCAGGUUAUUUGUUACUCUAAGGUAAAACCAUCUAGGAUGAUUUUCCCCCUUGUCUUUACGUUAUCAAUCACUCUUAUAACAUUGUAUGUUGAUAGAAAAUAUAUUUGCAUAAUAUGCAUAUAUAUGUAUAUUUACCAAAAUUUCCUUUCUUAAUGCUUGCUAUCAUGGCAGCAUGCGAUGUCAUAUUUUCCUUUACGUAAUGUAACUACUUCUGUUACCUAGAAUUAAGAUUGAGGCUUAAAACACUUCUACUGUUCAAUUUCAGAAACCACAAAACAUCUUCAUACCUUUAUUUCUGUAUCUGACAUAUUUCAUAAGCACAUCGAACUACUCCUAGUCUAGCUAGGAUGCUGCAGGAAUAUGACCAGUACACACCACACAUCACCCAGUGACCCAUGACCGUUCUCUUGAGGCAAAGGAGAG
This is a messenger RNA of Lutra lutra (Eurasian river otter), 2825 nucleotides long. It is a transcript of the gene GABRB3, whose product is annotated as gamma-aminobutyric acid type A receptor subunit beta3. The record is from RefSeq and is a predicted model, not a curated record. The transcript has 9 exons. Gene Ontology annotation, cellular component: neuron projection; membrane; synapse. Bases 82 to 1503 code for a protein of 473 amino acids. Gene Ontology annotation, biological process: nervous system process; chemical synaptic transmission; monoatomic ion transmembrane transport. Gene Ontology annotation, molecular function: neurotransmitter receptor activity; GABA-A receptor activity; extracellular ligand-gated monoatomic ion channel activity. Lineage: Eukaryota; Metazoa; Chordata; Mammalia; Carnivora; Mustelidae.